GUCGCAUGUACGCUAUAGCGUUCUCACCACAAGCAUAUCGUUGACCACUUAGCCUCUCCACUACCUGUCAUCUUGAGAAUCUACUUCUGACCCGAAAAGACGUUAUGUCUGCAGAAGAUAAAGUGCGGUCGACAAAGUUGAAGUUCAAAGGCGAGAAGAGCAAGAAGAAGCGCAAGAGAGAGGACGGUGAGGAAAGCAGCAGCCGUCGUCGCCGAAAGGAGGAGGAAGAAAGCCCUGAGACAUGGGUACUUCCUGAGAGCGGCAGUGAGAUUCGCGGGCCUACCUUCAUCAUGCAUCCCUCAGAUCCGUCUCCAAUCUGCAUCACGUAUGAUUCUACCCGUGGUCGUAUCAUCUUGCAUGCGUUGGACAAAGACAAGGCCGACAACGUGCAGGAGUCGGUCAAUAUACUGGAUCGUACACCAACAGAAGUUUCGCAGGUCUGGGUGACGACCCGCGUAGCAGGCUCGCCGACGAUCAACCUGCGUACGGGGACAGGUGAAGGGAAGUUUCUGUCCUGCGACAAGCACGGCUUGGUCUCAGCAGACAGAGAGGCUCGCGGACCGCAGGAAGAAUGGACGCCUGUCGUCUUCCCAGACGGAAUGGUUGCUUUCCAGAACGUUUACGAGAAAUAUCUAGGCAUAGACGAGGUCGCUGGUGGAAACUUGGCACUUCGUGGCGAUUGCGAAGAGGUCGGUUUCCCAGAGCGUUUCUGGGUGAAGAUUCAAAGCAAAUAUAAGCGCGAAGCCUAUGAAGAGGAGAAGAAGAAGAAAGAGGGAAUGACGGACGAGACGAAGUUCGACGAAGCCAGUGCAAAUAAGGUGUAUCAGGCCUGGGGAGCCGGCAGAUCGAUCGUGUCUGCUGAGGACAAGAAAGAGCUCAAGCGUGCGCGAAAGGAAGGUAGACUUGCGGAGGCCUUGCUGGAUCGGCGAUCAAAGCUCAAAAGUGAUCGAUUCUGCUGAGUUUAUGACCAGCCGUUCACUGCACUCCGAUCGUCAUUUUCCGUGGAACGGUAUGGACAAUGUACUAUGUGAUUUUAUUGGCCCUCCAAUAUUAAUUGUACAAUUUCGCGUCGUGCACGUUAUGCUUUCUUGUCUUUGGGGAAUGAUUAAUGAUUCCUAUAUGUACCGUCUCCUGUAAACAAGAGCGCUCUGUGAGCUCUAUAUAUAGACGCGUUUAUAAAGCUAUCUUCUCGAUUGGCUGCCC
Molecule: messenger RNA, 1203 nt
Organism: Laetiporus sulphureus 93-53
Lineage: Eukaryota; Fungi; Basidiomycota; Agaricomycetes; Polyporales; Laetiporaceae
Exons: 4
Coding region: 105-959 (284 amino acids)
Cellular component (GO): catalytic step 2 spliceosome; striated muscle dense body; nucleolus
Molecular function (GO): actin filament binding
Source: RefSeq, a predicted model, not a curated record